Messenger RNA from Chara braunii, 1495 nucleotides. Lineage: Eukaryota; Viridiplantae; Streptophyta; Charophyceae; Charales; Characeae. The record is from the annotation of a GenBank genome assembly.
UGGGUUCCAUCAUCUUCUUGUCCGGGAGGAAGAUCGACCGAAAACAGCGUUUGUGCUUUUCGAAGGUACGUGGCAAUGUAUUCGAUGUCCAAUGGGUAUCUUUAACGCCCCUGCAAAUUUUCAGCGGGCCAUGAACAUGGCUUUUCAUAAUUUCGUACGGAAGACUCGUCUACCGCAGAGCAUCAUCAACUACUUCGUGAUUGUGUACAUGGAUGACAUCCUAGUGUAUUCGAGCUCCUACGAGGGACACGUGCAGCACAUCGAAUGGGCACUACAUGCGUUACGAGAUGCAGGUUUCAAGGUGGCGCUUGAGAAGUGUCAAUUUUUCCUCACCACCAUUUCUUUCCUGGGGCACGUGGUGACAGACAAGGGACUCCAACCGGAGCCGCAAAAGGUGGCAGCUGUCACGGACGCGCCAAUACCUACCACUAUCACGCAAGUUCGCGCCUUUCUAGGCCUAGCCUCGUAUUACCGAAGAUUUGUCAAGGGCUUCGCGGCGACUGCGGGACCCCUCACAAAUCUCCUGCGAAAGGAUCAGCCGUUGAUCUGGACGCCGGAGUGCGACCAAACGUUUUCCAAACUCAAGGCUGCUCUCAUUUCGGCUCCGGUCCUUAUAAAAACAGAUCCCGAAAAGCCUUUUGUUCUCAUCACCGACUGGCAACCAGAGGCGAUUUCGGCGAUCCUUGCCCAGGUGGGACCAAGCGGACUCGAGAGUGUGGUAGAGUAUGCGUCCAAAUCAGUACCCGCCUGCAAGUGCAACUACGCCGCUGCGACGGGAGAAUGCUAUGCGGCUCUCAGGGGAAUCAAUCACUUCCGUGCUUACCUGUACGGGGGAAAAUUCGCCCUAGUGACUGAUCAUGAGCCCCUAUUGGCUCUGAAGAAGUCGAAGGAUUACUCGGGCAUGAUUAGGCGAUGGGCAACGGUGCUGCAGAGCAUGGACUUUGACAUUCGUCAUCGAAAGCACGAGAGACACGGGAAUGCGGACGGAUUGACACGACUGCACCAGCCUGAGAAGGUUCCAAAGGGUGAGGAGGUAAUUCCGUGGAACGAACCCGAACAGGAGAUCGGGUCUCAAAACGGCCAAGUGGAGAUCUUAUCGAAGCAGUAAGUGACACAAGGACUGCCAAUACAGGCUAGCUUAUCCUAACCUCCCCACACCCAACUCCUUCUCAUAUCAAGACCCUGACCUUCAGCAACUAAAACGAACCAGAUUUGGGUCGGGUUUCUUAUCAACAAACUCUCUAAUGUUGGGAGGCUCAAGUCCCUAUGAAAGACAUAGGGGAAUCUAGAAACAUAUCCCAAGCAGGCAAAACACAGAUCUAAAGUCGAUCUGAUUCAUAAUCUGAAGAGCAAAGGGGGUUAAUGACCCUAAAAACAGGGUUGAAGCAUGUCGACUCCUCCAUUAGGCCAAGUUGGGCCCUUGGCCAAUCUAUUUUGCUGGUUUGCCAUUUAAAAAAAAGAAAAAUAAAAAUAAAAAUGAAAGUCCCUGAACUUG